Racocetra persica is the source of this 849-nucleotide messenger RNA. The record is from the annotation of a GenBank genome assembly. NCBI's taxonomy places the organism in Eukaryota, Fungi, Glomeromycota, Glomeromycetes, Diversisporales, Gigasporaceae.
UCCAAAACAAUUGACGUUGUUGAUAAAACAGAAGAUUUGUUGAAGCAUAAACCUGAAGUCAAUGCGGAUUUUGAACGAUUGCUACUGGGUUCUCCUAAUUCUUCGUAUUUAUGGAUCAAUUACAUGGCUCAUCAACUCAAACUUUCCGAAAUAGAUAAGGCACGUGAAAUUGGUGAACGUGCUCUCAAAACUAUAAAUUAUAGAGAGGAGCAAGAAAAGAUGAAUAUAUGGGUUGCUCUUAUGAAUUUAGAGAAUAAUUUUGGAACAGAUGAAAGUCUCGGAGGUGUAUUGAAACGAGCAUUACAGGCCUGUGAUCAAAAGAAAAUAUAUAUGCUGCUCGUGGAUAUUUAUGAGCGUUCAGACAAGAAAGAGCUUGCACAACAAACCUAUCAAACUAUGUUGAAGAAGUUUUCUCAAAGCUACAAGGUUUGGACAAAAAUGGGGUUGUUUCAUAUAAAGCACGGUAACGUUCAGGCUUCUCGUGAUUUACUUCAACGAAGUUUGCGUUCCUUGCCAAAACGAAAACAUAUUAAGGCCAUAACCAAAUUUGCACAAAUGGAAUUCAAAUAUGGAGAAGCUGAAAGGGGUCGUACGAUAUUCGAAGGAAUGAUGAGUAAUUAUCCCAAGAGAGUAGACUUGUGGUCUAUAUAUAUUGACAUGGAAAUAAAAGCUGGUGAUUUUGACAUAGUUCGGCGUCUGUUUAGAAGAAUUACUGAAAUGAAAUUUUCAUCAAAACAUAUGAAACUUUUCUUUAAAAAAUGGUUAGCAUUUGAAAAGGAACACGGUAAUGAAGAACAUGUAAACCAUGUUAAGGAAAUAGCACAAAGCUUUGCAGAAUCAUUAAAUUAA